Ostrinia nubilalis (European corn borer) is the source of this 6937-nucleotide messenger RNA. Its product is annotated as neuronal calcium sensor 2. NCBI's taxonomy places the organism in Eukaryota, Metazoa, Arthropoda, Insecta, Lepidoptera, Crambidae. The transcript has 7 exons. The coding region runs from base 460 to 1020 and encodes 186 amino acids. The record is from RefSeq and is a predicted model, not a curated record. Gene Ontology annotation, molecular function: calcium ion binding.
AUUUUAGGACUUUCUAAAUUCAUUGUAGUGAGAUAGAGAAGUUAUAAUAGUGCAAUGUGAAUUUUACGCAAUUAAACCAAUGCUUUGUUUACGUCUGUUCAUUCGACACCUAUGCAAGUAUCGUUACUCAUUUGUUUUAGUUAAGUUUGUACAGUUUUGUCAAGACAGAUUUGAUAGGAGGCAGGCAGUCAAAAUGACAAUGUUUUGAUCUUGUUAAAAGUUCUUGUUAAGUUUUUAUAGUUAUCCUGUAAAAUUAAGGUUGAGGUUUAUUGUGUAAAUAAUUUGUUGUAUUGUUAACUCCAUAGUUAGUAUUUUAUAUUUCAUAAAUUGUGUUAGUAUGGACUGUAUUUAAAUUGAACAAGUGGAAGACUGAAGAAAAUGAUCCAGGCUCAGCUAAUAAUGGUUGCCUCGGGACACAUUACUCAUAUGCUGCUACGUGUCGAAAUAACAUGAAUCAAAAUGGGUUGCUUCGUCAGUAAAGACAAACUCACCAAGGAGGACAUGGACUUCCUCAAGACCCACACGUCGUACGACGAGACCACCAUCAAGGAGUGGUACAAAGGUUUCAAGCAAGACUGCCCCAAUGGAAGACUAACGCCCGCCAAGUUCGUGGACAUGUACAAGAUGUUCUUCCCCUCGGGCAACGCUGUUGAGUUUUGCGACCACGUGUUCCGCACAUUCGACAUGGACAAGAACGGAUACAUAGACUUUAAGGAAUUUCUGCAGGCGAUUCAUGUAACAUCGAGCGGCACUCCUGAGGAGAAGCUGAAGUGGGCCUUCCGCAUGUACGACGUGGAUGGAAACGGGGUCAUUGAUAUCCAGGAGAUGACCAAGAUUGUUCAGGCGAUCUAUGACAUGCUUGGCGCGUGCUCAAGUAACAGGCCGGCCGAUUCCGCCGAGGAGCGUGCCAAGAACAUCUUCGCCAAGAUGGACGAGAACAACGACGGGCAGCUCACGCAGGACGAGUUCCUCAAGGGCUGCCUCCAGGACGAGGAGCUGUCCAAGAUGCUUGCGCCCUAAGCGCCAGAGCGGCAACCCUUACCCGCCCCUACCCUUGUACAAACAGCAUCACCAUCUGAUGCAUUCACAAGUCACAACAGUUUGAGCUGCCUGUAAGAACAUCAAAUUCCAAUUGCAUUCCAUUCAAUUUGAUAACUCGCAGUUUGGUUUUAUAUCAAAGAACUGCUGGUUGCAUAACCAAAUUCUGAUUCGAAAAAGUAAAUUUCUGCUAGUUACAGAGCUUGUGUGGAUGCGUUGAUGGUAACAUCAUCGUAGAUUUUCAAAGCACACCGUAACAUUUGAACUUGAAAAUUGUAAUGUGAGUGUUUGUCUAGAACUCUGAAACGUAAGAGUGGUGCUGUUUGUACCUUACGAUCCCCGUGGCUCUCUGUCCACACGACAGCAUACAGCUGCGUUCCAAUACUGAUGUGUUAUUUGCGAACUUUCUCACAACUAUCACACUAGUACCAACCAACCUCCAUAUACACCCCAACUGAUUUUUAUCCGUAGUGUACGCCCGCCCGAACAAACCAAUUGUGGGCAAAUAUGUAUUCAGCAUACUCCGACAAACGACGGGCUUUUUGCCAACCGUGAUAUCGGAAAUAUUUAUGUUUUCAAUGGCACGGUUAAAUUUUCGAGUAACUUUUGAACGUGGGCUGUCGUGUGACAGGCAUGAGUGGGGCAGGUCACACUCUCAUGCCGCAGCAUGUGACUUCUAACGCUUCUGCGCACGGUUACCAUGCUAAGUUAGAGACUGGUGGCAUAAUUUCUCAAAUAUUCACCGAUCACCUCAAUUAUCACAGCAUACAGUUAGCCUUUCAGUAAUCCGGCUAGAAAAUCAGUCGGAAAAUUCGAAUUUCCCGUGUGCAUUACGAACUUCAAUGUUUGUUAAAUAAACUGUCGCUAACAUGCGGAAAAUGUUGGGUAAAUCGUGUGCUUCAGUUUCUAACUGCGCAGGCCGCAGUGUGUGUCUGAUCGGACGCUGUUUGCGCAGCGCACAGAGAACACGCGUACUGUGUACGUCAACAAACAGACAUGUAUGCAAACCCGGCCGCUCGCCCCUACCAGACUCUCCCGCUGGCCAAUUACUAUAUGUGCCGUUGACCAGAAAAUACCUGCACCAAACAACCGAUACACAGCGAGAAGUUCGCUCAUUAGGACCGCAGGCUUUCCUAUUUCGGUUCUUAAAACUAUUUAAAAGAAGGCCAAAAGACACACACAUAUUAAACCAAUAAUUUUGGAAUCAGAAAUAAGUAUCAAAUUUAUCAUCUUGUCAAAAACCUUGUUUGGCGACUAAAUUCUGAAACUCAGAAAGUCAAAUUCACUGUAACAAUUUUAGAUGUUUCAUCGAGGGAUACAAACGGGGUCAUCGAUCACAUCAAAAACAAGCGAACGCUCUAAAAAUGCCCUCAGUAAAAUACCUUAAGCUGAACCCCGACUCGCAGAGCACAGUAUGUUUCGUCGUUUAAUGACGCGGCGUUAUAGAGUUUUUCGCAACCGAGUCUUGCAUUGUAACAAGUGCGGUGCUCGUGAAAAUAUUAUUUUAUGCAUCGCGCUGGUGAACCAACCCCGCGCCCGUGUGGAAGUAACUUCGCGAAAAUAUGCGCCCGUGCCUUUUGUGGGGCGGACGUUUCACUGAAUCGGUUUCCGAGCGAUGGAUUAAGGUCUGUGCACGCUAACCGUGCCGCGGUGUGUUUGUAGCACAAUUCAUCUAAGGUGCAAUUUCGUAUAAACUGUUGCGUGUAACAUACGCUUGGUUUGCAUGCAUAGUUUAUACAAAACCACCCCUUGUGCGUAGAUUUAUUACCGUAUUUCGCGACAGUUCAGCUGAGGCAGUCUAGUUUGUGUGUGUCUUUUUGUGGGAUGCAGUCAGUUGUGUGCGGGCGUAACCAAACGCGGCCGGAAUAAACUCCGAGUAGAGCGAUUGAUUGCAUACAUGUUUGAUCCACACUGCGUUUCCAACCUAAAUCGCUGCUCUAAAAACAGAAGCCAAAAUGGUUAACAACGCCAAUGGGACGUAACAUCUGUACACCCCUCCACCUCUUGAAGAAUGAUCGACCUGCGCUUCCCACGCUUUUGGGUCAAACAUUUUUGUCGAUUUGUAAAAAAUAUAUUUAUAUAAGCAUCGACGCCGUCGGUGGCUUUCGAGUAUUAAAAUUGUCCAUUCCUAUCGGUAUUUAAGAAUGAUAAAAUGUAUGUCGAUUAUUAUGAAGUUUCUGUCGUUGUCGGACUGUCCACUUCGCGAAUAGUAUAAGUACAUAAUGUGUCCGAACCGUUCACCUCUUAGAUGAUACUCGUAUAAACCCUGAUGUACUCGAUCUGUCUGGUUCAACCUUCCUCCUAUCCGUGGAAUAACUGCACAGUAUAAACUAAUGUCAAUCUUUAAUUAUACUAUUAAGACAACUAUUAGUGUAGCGGUGUGCAAACUGCAAACAGAGUGGGCCGGAGUUGAGGCUCUCACUCUGGCCACUUCUGUUCAGGCGAUCUAUGUAAGUUCUAUUAAAGUAACCGUAACAUUUUACAUGGGUAACAAAAUUUGUAUUAUUUAUAUGUAUAAUAUCGUUGUUUUCGUUUGUUCAUUCAUCAGGGAUCUUCACCAUUUUCAAGGUCGGUUCUAAACCAACUCCUCUAUGAGCUUCUUAUCCCUUCAUUAUUUCUGAGCUUUAAAUAUAAAUGAGUUUUUCUCUUUAUACAAUUUAGGGCUAUAAAAAUUAAUAUUUGAAAUUUCAACUCUAGUAAUAACGACAUAAGUUAUUUUUACGCUGAGUAUUGUAGGCGUUCACAUCAUUUCCCCACUACUGUGCCUUCUAGUUCUCUGUAAAUACGUUACUGAUCAUCGUCUGUUCAUUUAUAUUUUCCAAGUUACCUUACGUUCGCAAACUCUCCUUAACUCACCAAAUGCCAAAUUCGCCUUGAAUUUAUCAUUUACGUACCAAAUAUGUUAGUGUGCCCUAGUCACAAAUUUUAGUUUGUAUAUUUAGCUUUUAGUAUAUUUUGUUGAUGUUGUUGCUUAAUUUUGUGUAGUUUUUGUUAAAUUUCACGAUGGCAACGCAGAGAAAGGGGUCGCGAAUCGUCAACAUAGUUCUAAGUUUGUUUCCAAAUGUUUUAAUUGAAUGUAAUUUAAUAUGGAUCGCACAAAUUCCCGGUCAAUAUAACUGCGCAUUUCGCCAAGACGCGGUUUUCUUCAAGUAUUCUUAAAAUACUUGUCACAACAAUGUUUCAAAGGAGCAUUUUAGGAAUAACGCUGCUUCAAUUUUAAAUCAAAAAUCAAAUUUGUAUAAGUAUACCAUUGAAGAUCGGAGGCCAAGUCUUUGAUUUGUAUAAAUAUAAUAAAUUAAUGGUCUUGAAGUAUAAUAUUUUGGAUUACAAUUUAAUAGUUGAAUAAGGCUUUUAAACUGACUUUGUGAAAUAGAAUGUAAGCAUUAUGCACUAAACUAACUUUUGAAUUAUUAUAUUAUUGAAUAAUUAUGUACAUUCCAACGUAAUGAGUACAUUAAUGAAUGAAUUCUAUUUAAGUAUUUUUGUAAUGCAUAAUUUAUUCUACCCAUUGUAUUGUAUCACUCCUAGGUGUAUCAUUUUAUUCUUUGAUGAUCUAGCAUAAUACAUCCGAGCGAAAUUGUAAUUUUUUACGUUUUAAUAAUUUCACAUUCAUUAAUACUUCAUUUAUAACAUUUCCCUGAACUGAGACGAGAUCAAAUGUUCUGCAACAAACAAUUAACGAGAAUGAGAAACAUAGGAACAAUUUACUUUUAAAAAUGAUUGAAAUGAAAUGACUGAAUUUUAUACAAUUAAAGAAGAGGGAUCAAUAACUCAUCUUGGACCUGAAGGUAGUUCUCGUAGACAGGGUGUUGUGUGACAUAUCACAAAAUUGGAUUUUAAUUCAACUAAAAUUGGUUCAAUUUCAGUUGCCAUAACGCGCGCGCGCCUUUUAAGCUGACAAAGCUGUGGAGAAACCACAGCGUACUUUUCAGAUAUUUACACGUAAUAUAAGUUUCAAGCGAAUAUAACAUAUCUCAAUAACUGAGAAAUAAAAUUUCCUUCGGUCAAUUAGGUUUUGUUAUUGGCAUUAGUACGCGACCCAGGCCUAUGUCAGUUGCUAUUAUCGUAAACGGGGCUACACGGUAGUCUUAGUAGUUAGUACUUACUCGUUUCUCUUUGUCCUCAAUCUAUGUACACAUAAGGACUUCAACUUCCUUUCGGAGCGUAACGCACGUACGCGGCACCGCACUAUACAUUAUAUCUCUUUUUAAUAUAAAUCUCAACUCUGUAGUGAUAUGAGUAAAUGAAUGUGAAAAGUUGCCAUGUUUCGUAUGCUUAAUUAGUAUUAUGUUUAUAAUUGUGCCAUGUAAUAAAAAAAAAUUGGAAAAAAUACGAAUUGUAAAAAUGUGUCAACAUCUGCUACGCACAAAAUGAUAAUGUAAUGGCGCUUGAUCGAGACGGUGAUUUCCGUACUUAGUGCGCUUCACCAACAAUGUCGACUAAUUUACUGUCUCCGCGUAACUUUCCAUAGUUGUCAUUAAGUACAACUAUUUCAUCUGUGAUUUUCCUUUUUCGUCAGGUCAUUUUAUAGAAUUUCUUCUUGGUCUCAAUUAUCAAUCUCAAUAAAUAAAAUUGUAAGCCUACUUGGGUGUAUUAUUACUCUGUCAAUAUUAUUAUUAAGGUAAUUUUACUAUGAUAUAUUAAUUACAAAGCGAGUAGAGCGGUGAUUGUGCGCACUACUUUGUAUGUCCGUAUUGUCCGUGCGGGUGAAACAUUUCGCUAGAGCAAGACCGAGUGCGCGCCUAAUAAGAUUUUUUCAUUAUAACGCAGUAUUCAAUUAUUGACAGAGUAGUAUUUUAGUAUUAGACGUGUACACGACCAUCGAGGUUAAGGUUUAAUUGUGAAGUUAUCUGAAUACUUACCUGUUCUUGAUUCAAUGCCUUUGAUUGAAAGUCAGAUCGUGUAUGUAUGAAAUUAUCUAAGACGAGAUUUGCAGAGAGAAGACCACUCUUCUCCUUACUUAAAGAAAAUUGUAACAGUAUUUCACCAAUCGGCAAAUGCAGUGCAUCUUCGACUUGUAAGUUCCACCGCCGAAAUUGCCUCCGGUUCGUUCAACCAGUUAAAUAUUAACUUUGAUGAUGUACACCGAUGAACAUAUUUGAUCAAUUUUUGUGUUAGUUGUGUAGUUUAUGCAUAAUAAUUGUAUUUUAUAGUAAGCAUCAAGCACAAUUCAUUUAAUACACUGUGUAUUAUUUAUUUCUAUAGUAUAUGUAAUAGAAUAGGUACGUUUUAAGAUGUGAAUUUAGCUACGAAACGCACUAUGUGGCCAUAGAAUUUUGGAAAUAAAUUAGCCCUUAAAAUUUACAGCGUCCUGUGUCAACUUUCUUAGUCCGAAACUAAGCCAGUACUUGCCGCAAGCUUUUUGUAAACGAAAUUUAAUAUUAAAAAUUCAAAUUUAUAUUUAAUGUGUACCUAAAUGUGUAAUAGUUGCACGUAGGUAAAUUAAGUAUUGGCUAACUAAAAAGAACUUGAAUUAAUAACAUCAAAUCUCUGUUGGCCUCUUUAUCUUAUUAGCAUAAAAAGUUCAAAUUUUGUAAAACGAAAUUUUUAAUAUUCUAGAAAUUGGCAGGCAUGAUAGUUUUAUCAUACAGUUUCCUCCGUUACUUACCAGUUGUAUUGCCCAGUUAACAUAAUUUACGAAUAACACUAGGUUCUGUCUUGACAAAACUGUAAACUUCAUUUGCAAAAAUGUAUAUUUGCAUGGUACACACUCAAUAUUACCUAAAGCGGUGUUGUCAAUAUUAACUUAGUCCCCGUAUUAGAGUAGUACCUUGGCACCUGUAAUAGAUGGAUACAAUACCCUCAACUCUGAUGUACUUUUCAAAUACAUAUUUUUAAUGAUUCACAUUUUGCCUAUUCAUGUAUAAUAUACAAAUUACAAAAAGAAAAUAGUUCGUAA